AUGUCAUUGUCACGGCCAUUUCGACAUUUUCGUGUAAUCAGAAGAACGACACUCUUCAACAAUGCAAACAAUGGGCAAGAAGCAGCUUUUGACGUUUGGAAGACUCCAUUUUCAUUUACAGUUUCAUCUCGAGAAGGCAGCGUGAUGCUGGUGCUGCUGGCGCUCAUGUACCUGGUGCUGACGUGCCGCGGCCGCAUGGAGGUGAAGGAGACGCUGCUGCAGGACCGCGAGGAGAGCUACGACAGCGACGGCGGCGUGGGCGGCGUCGGGGUGUGCGGCGGCGUGGGCGGCGUGGGCGGAGGCGGCCACGAGGAUGACGACGACGACGAGCUGGGCGGCGCCUACACCGGCGACAGCUGCGACAGCGACAGCACCUUCAGCUGAGCGGCCCGGCCCCGCCCCGCCCCUCUUCUACACCCAUCCGCCCCUUACCCCCGCCCUCACCCGCCCACUCCUCACCCGAGCCCCAGCAGAUCCCUCUCACAGCGGCUGGUUGCGUUCCACCAGAGGUGGCGUGGAACACCGUGAUAUUUUGGAAUGUUCGGUUUAGAAGUUCUAGAGAAAUGAACGAUACUCCUAAAAUAAAUUAAGAUCUAUCUAAAAUUGAGAGUAGUCGGUAAUGUGAGGUUGAGAAUAAAUUAUAAGCGGAUGAGGUCGUCUGGAGGCAAUCCGCCAUCAGGAUUAUUUUGAAUCUGGAAUGAAAAGAGAUUUUAUGAAUUAGGAGAAUUUAUUCUAAUAUAAACUUUAUUUCCUUUUUUUUAUUUUCAGUUUUGUUGUAAUUAUGUGACAUAUUUGUAAAGUAGGUGUAUUAAAAAAGAAUCACUGAAAAACCCGUUAUUGAAUUAGUAUUUCAAGAUGUAUGUAGGCAUAUUUCUUGUCAGUCUAUUCCAUUUACUCUAAACUUUACAUACGACCGCAUUACGGUACGAUGACAAUUUUAAACAUCAAAGAAAUGUCUUUGUUAAAUUUAGGAUAUUUUUAUCUCCAAGUCAAUUAUUUGGUUCCAUUACACUAAUAAAAUACGUAUUUAGAUAUUCGUAUAAAAUUUGGGUAAUUUAAAGCUGUCUUUCAUUUAUUUAUCAGAGACAAUUGUUAAUCGGACUACGAUUACUUCGAUUUUUACAGCUUGAUAUUGAGUUCUAAAAUGUGAAAUUUUAUUGGUAAUAGUCACAAUGUUUUGACUUGUAUUAUAACUUUACGCAUCAAAUUUUUUAUAAGUUUGAAUAUUGCUUGCUCGAAAUAAUUGAUAACAUAUCCAACAUUAUCACUUGUUUUGCACCCACUAUUAGAUUUAUCUGUAUGAAAUGUCUGCGACAGAAAACCGAAAUAUUUUCGCGACCAUCCUCUUUGGUUCAAUGUUCCGCAAUCACUAUUAAUUCUACCACCAAUUUCCAUUUGCUAUUUUUUUACUGUCCUUGUCAUCACACGAACUAGUCUAGUGGUUUUCAUUGUCAAAACCAGUUUUCCUUGCAAGCUAAAUUCCCUUUCAUUUAGUUUCGGAUAUCGUAUCCUUCGUCGUUUACAAGAGUAAAUUACAGAGGAAUCGAGUGCCUACGUUUAAAACUCUUUGGAGAGGCUCUUGGAAGCAAGUGAACAUUAUUUUCUAACAAUAUAACAAAAGGAAAACAAUCUUGCUAUAAUUUUCUUGCACUAAAAUUAUUUAAACAAUCAGUAUAUUUUGUUUUUUCACGUUUUAUUGUAAAUGUUUGAUCAAAGAGUAGAAUGAAGAAUAAAGAGCAAUUAAUCGUACUUAUGAGUAAGUACCAAGAAAUAAUUUAAAAAACAACAAAAGAAGACAAAAAUGAUUUUGUAUUCUAAUUUUCCGAUGUUGGGUCUACAAGUUAGAUAUAUAAAAACCAGCUUGUGAAGUCUUCAAUGAGGCAUCACCACCCGUAGCAGCGUUAAAUUCAGAACGCUUAGUAUUCCUAAUCUACCUCACCAUCCCUGUCUACCCUUCACCUCUAAACACACCCAAUCUCUCUCGAAGGAAGCCACGCCACUCAACAGCCGCCGGCCUCAAAGAGCCCAAGUCGUACAGCGGACCUUGGCAUUUCAGCCCGCACGGCCGAAAAAAAACUUUCUUUUUUUUUACCUUCCCUCGGUUUCAGAACCUCCGCUGGGAGUUGACUCAACCCCUUUGUGUAUUCGAUGUCGUGUUGAGAGAACAAUCGUUGCUUGAACAGGCAGCAUUGGUUCAGCGCUGGAGUCUCUUAGCACGCCGCUUCGCCGCUGGAAGGCCUGUUCGGAGUAUCCCACUCCGCCUUCUGUUCGUGUACUUCGUCUUAUGAGAUAACUUCUUCGUAUUAAAUGUGCCAAUGUAAAGCAGCAGCAAGCGGUCUGGUAGUUUUUGAAAAGGUUUCAACGGACACGGAGACACACGCUCCGCGAAGACAGGAAAUUUUGCGUGCCUUUUGAAAGAACUGAAGAAAAUUCUUGUGAUUUUUCAUGUCCUGUAGUUUCGCACAAGUUAGGCAGGAGUUAAAUCAACUAUCUAGUCUUUUGAUGUAUGCCGUGGUCCAGGUAGAAGAACGAACAUUUUUUAUAACGAAUUUCCUCCGGGAGAUCCGGCAAACUGUGUGAAAUAAUUGCAUUGCACAUACUCAGUCAUACAUUUUUUUAAAUUUUGUACAUACUGUAGCUUUCAAGGUUCAAAAUUAACAAAUCAGAUUCAGUAUAUGCAUCUUUAUAGAUUUAUCUUCCGACCUGAACCGCUUCGUACGUCUUAACCCGAGAAGAUUGAUAUUUUCUACUUAAUAAUGAUUGCAAUGAUUGCGCAAUUAAUGAUCUUUCUAGAGAGACUUCUAGUUUAAUCUUCAUGGAUGGGCCUAAUACUAAUUUAGUUUUCUGGAUAAGUAAGUAACUAUAUUAUAGAAUUUUGACAUUUACGUAUCACAUAUAUCUAUUUUAGAUAGAACUACAUAGACAAUUGUUUAAUUUGAUUUUGAAUAGAUAGAAUUCAAUUUACUACUUAAUUCUAAAGAUAUUUUCCUUGUUCAAUUCUAUGCUCUUGUAGGCGUUCACCUCAUAGAAUGAACUAUGGAUCACGGAAUUGUGCGAAGUUUGUAUUUUGUACCGUACAGAAAUGUUUAUGGAUAUAUAGAACCUAUUGGUUAGCAAUGUAAACAUUAGAAAAAAUUUGUUUGUAGAGGUGAAUUCGUACCGUAAGGCAGAGAGUAGUAGAGACAAGAAAUAAACUAUUGAGUGUGACCAUUCAAUUAUAUUAUUUUCAUAUAUGUGGUGCUUUCGUUGUACUUGCCAAAUGAAGUUCAUUGCUAGAACAUUUUCGUGUGCGGUCACAUUGCAUGAGUUGGUCAUGCUAUUAUUUGUCGGACCAUGAUUGUGAUGUGUCAAAACAUUGCCAGAGAAAAUUUAAAAUUAAAUUCAUUUAUAUCUCUACAAUUAUUUAUUGCAUAGUGUAACCCACAAAAUGUACUUCCUUUAAUGUAUGUCUCCAAACAUUUGAAAAGAUGCACUCUUUGGAGUAAAUAAUGCUUGUUUUUCUGGUUUUAAUGUUCAAUAUUAGAUAAUAACAAAUCAAAAUCUGUGCAAACGUUAAUUUAUACGUAUGUUUUUAAACCUUUUUAAAAUUCCAAAGCAUUUUAGGGUGCCACGUCCCGAUAUUUAUUGUGACCUAUCGAGCAAAUUGGUUAUUCACGAGAUUUUUAAUUCGUCAGGCAGAUAUAAGUUUAUCACAUAUACUUCUCGUUAGUCCAAAACAGGAAGCCUCCAGCUGCUCUGCCUUACAGUUCGGUCUUACUCCGAAUUUGCACCCCAUAUUUCAGGAGUGCAACAUGCCGCUAGCAAAUCGCACGUUACUUGUAUUGUGUUACCACAAAAUGACAUCGAACGCAGUGUCACGAUCUCUUCCAUAUAGAAUGAACAACUACUUUACAAUGACGAUCAUGCAGUCGACAUUGUAGUUGUAAAUAUUGAUUUCUAAAUUAAUAGCCGCUUCCAUUUGCAAAUUUUGGUCAGUAACUGAAACAAUUAUCUUGUCUGACAUUUGGAAAUUAUAACCGCGAGCUUUUCCCUCUGUAUUUUUUAUUGGGGUGUAAAAAUGUCUAGUUUCUUCCAUCAAACCAGACUUCAAGCAGUGUUUGUGUAACUGGGAUUACUUAGUUUUCCUAAAUAAAAUGCGACCCUGUAUUUUUUGAGAAACAAAGGAAAGAAAGAACAAAUGAAGGAAACGAUGGAUAAACAUGAAUCAAAAAAGAAGUAUUGCAGUGCAUAAGUCCAGUUUGGUUUUAAUUGGUGGAAAUUACAAAUUUUCUUGAUGAAAGCUUUCUUCGAAUUUCAUUUAAAUCUUGCAAACAAAAAUAUGUAUUAAACAUGCUUUUUUAUUGAGAUUAGGAUAUUUUGAUAUAUUCUAAUUGAUGAAUCCAAUGUGUUUCUGUUCAAUUGCCUUUUUUCCUUCCACUUAUAGUUGGUCCUGAUAUCAAAGUGCAGAAGAGAAUUGAGCUUGACCACUUCCGACGUCCAUUGGAGAUACUCAGAACUUUUAUUGAGGUCUCUCCAAAUCUCACAAUGAAUAAGCAAACAGACGGGCUGAAGUAGUGAUGAACGAGCAUUGCUCUCCAUUAGUCAUUCGAUUCGUGCAGAUCCUUUCAUUCUCUCAUCGAGAGUGCUGCUAUCUCUUCGAAUAUAAUUACCGGCGAAACGAACCGAUGCGGUUUCACAAAUUGACACAGGGAACAAAAAAAAAGGAUCGCGGAAACGGUUAUCUUUUGUUUUGUGUAAUUGAGAGGGGUUUUAAUUUAUGACACUCCCGGAGGGGGUUGUUUGGUUUCGCAUUAAUGCCUGCACAUUUCGCUCGCGCAGCCGCUGCUGUUAUUUACAUACGCGGAAAUUCGACGUCCUUCUCCCAUUCUCCGCAUGGAGUGACCUGCCCUCCUCCCCCCUCCCCCAGCUGCGCUUUUGCAGGCAACAUUUAUUCCCUAGUUAAUCGCAUUAAAAGUCGCGCUUAGUGGAUUUCAAUUAUUCGUCGCAACCUCGUGUAGAGCGCAGUUCGUUGCAGGAAAUUAAUUAAUUUCCAGAGUUGUUGACCUGGUGAGUCUGGAACGGCCGCGACAAACGUCGUUUACGGGAGUAGAUUGAUGACAUUUGACUUGAAAAUUCAACGAAAAUUUUCCGAAGUGCAUUUUCAACAAUACUUAAUCUCUCACGACGUAACAAAGUUGGCUAGCAUUUGAACAUAGUGACUGACAUCUAAUAAAAUAAUGUAAUAUACAUGUAUUUCGUAUAGUAAGAAUCUACGGUUAAUUAUCUUCCCUCGGAUUCAGUAUUGUUCUGAAACCGUCAGUUUCAAACAGACCUGUAUUUUAGAAUAUGAACUAGUUACUCUUGUAUGUGUUGCUUACUUAUUGUGAAGUAAUUCUUGGAUACAUUCUAGUUGUACAUUUGUUAUGUAUUAACAAAUAUUUUUAAAAUAAAUUGUGCCAUUAAUGUACAUAGCU
This is a messenger RNA of Gryllus bimaculatus (two-spotted cricket), 5453 nucleotides long. The record is from the annotation of a GenBank genome assembly. Lineage: Eukaryota; Metazoa; Arthropoda; Insecta; Orthoptera; Gryllidae.